Aphanomyces invadans is the source of this 1868-nucleotide messenger RNA. RefSeq lists its product as hypothetical. Bases 1 to 1704 code for a protein of 567 amino acids. NCBI's taxonomy places the organism in Eukaryota, Oomycota, Saprolegniomycetes, Saprolegniales, Verrucalvaceae. Gene Ontology annotation, molecular function: DNA binding. The transcript has a single exon. Gene Ontology annotation, cellular component: nucleus. The record is from RefSeq and is a predicted model, not a curated record.
AUGCUUCCAACAAAAAAGCACACGCGACAGGCAUUGUCCCUGGCAGACAAGAAGCGCAUAUGCGAGAUCUCGCAGGUCCUCGUGAAAGCGACGCACCAGCAAGUGGCCGACGAGUUCAACAAGACUGCGGAGAGAAGCGUGCAGCGCCUCAUGGUGACCAAAACGUUGCGGGAGAAGGACAAGUGGCUCAGCAUGGACGAGUCGCAGCUUGGACGGAAACGAAUGCGAGGUGGCAAAUUUGAAGCACUCGAACAGUCCUUGAGUCUCUACCUGCAAGAAAUCCGUGCCCAAGGUACUCGUUUGUCGGACAGUCUUCUCACGGCCCACGCAGAGCGCCUGCGCGAAGAGCACCACAUCAAGGACAGCGAAUUCAAGAUUUCGAAUGGAUGGGUGCAGAAUUUCAAACGUCGACACAGCAUUCGAAUGCAUGCGACGUCCAGCCACCACCAUGGCGAUAUGCACAUGAGCAGCGGGGACCCGGACGACACGAAGGUUGGGGACCUCUCGUUUCUCAAACUCGCGUCCUCCAUCGAUGCCAGCGACAUGUCACCGUCGUCAACGUCCACCCACCUCGGCGGUAUUCAUCAACUGAUUGUGGACGGUGGGUUUAAGCCUUGCGAUGUGUUCCAUUACGAUGAGCAUGUGUUGCAUUUUCAGCUCCCGAACGAAUCGUAUUCAUCGUCCUCGUCCCGCAGUCACCAACGCCAAGGCCGCAUGCUGCUCGGUCUUCUCACCAAUGUCGUGGGGGACGCACCGAUGAUGUGCUGCAUUCAGGAGCGCUCGACGCGGCCCGCUCUUUUUGCGGACAUGCUUUACACGGCCGAUUUCGUUUACGCGAACCCUGGCGCGAAGAUGACCAAGGACACAUUCACAAAGUUCAUUUUGCACGUCAACACGGUACUCGCGAUGCAGGACCCGCCACGGCGCAUCCUUUGUUUCCUCGAUUCGUCGCCAUGCCACGCAAUCUCGAUGGAAGGACACAUGAGCACCAUCUGCGGCAUGCGCACCGUUGAGCUGUCGCACAUGCUCUUGGCCCACCUCCCACCGCGAGUCCCUUCUCAGCUGACCCCACUCGGAGCUGGCCUCACGACCUACUUUCACCUCCAGUACAAGAUCACCCACCUCAAGUCGAAACUAACGGCCGACAUGCCGUCGUCUGGUCUUCUCCCAUCGUCUGCGUUGUCGGUGACCCAACAUGAACAGCAAGCGUUGACGUGGGCCGCGCAGCUGUGGAAGACGGUCCCAGCAUCCAUUGCAAAGACCAGCUGGAAACAGUCGCAGUGGUUGCCACCAUCUUGGCCUCCGGCUUGGGAACGUGAUGACAGCGUGGAUGGUUCCAGUGUCCUCGACGACGAAGCGGAAUCCAUGGCCGAGUCGCUCAUGGCCCACGCGCAGUCGGAAUGGAAGACGUUGCAUGGAAUGGUGUACGGCUUGAAAGGCGAUGGCGACCUAGCUGCGCCGCCGUCAGCCCACCCCCCAUCGUCUCCGUCGCCGUGGACGAGUUCGCCGAACCCUCCCAACCCUGACGACACCGACGCGCCAAGAGUUCCCACCGCGUGCCAAGCGCUCGAGGCUGCCCAUCAAGUGCUGUCAUUCAUCGAACAGCAUCCUGUCGUCUUCACUCACGACGACGUUGCCGCUCUGUUGGGGGUCGCCAAUCGCAUCAGUGGAAUCGACUACCACAAAGAACCGCCCCCGUCGUAGGCGGUCAAUGAGCCAUUGCGGCGACCCCAAGCAAAAAUCACCGCAUCCAGCAGGAGCAGCAGAAGCCCGUGACUUGCCAAAUACAGUUGCAUCUUGGUGUAGUUUACACGUCGUAAAGUCCUUCCUGUGACGCAGACGCAAAAACUACCGCCGUUCCUUCAUUG